Messenger RNA from Phlebotomus argentipes, 1628 nucleotides. Its product is annotated as beta-1,3-glucan-binding protein-like. The transcript has 3 exons. The coding region runs from base 86 to 1561 and encodes 491 amino acids. The record is from RefSeq and is a predicted model, not a curated record. Gene Ontology annotation, biological process: carbohydrate metabolic process. NCBI's taxonomy places the organism in Eukaryota, Metazoa, Arthropoda, Insecta, Diptera, Psychodidae. Gene Ontology annotation, molecular function: carbohydrate binding; hydrolase activity, hydrolyzing O-glycosyl compounds.
UCAACUGGAGCUCGUGGAAUUGAGUGUCGUGACUCGAGAUAGAGACAAUAGAUACGGAGUGAGAUCACUUGAGGGGCCAAGAAAAAUGCCUCUGUCGGACGUACUGUCUGUUUUCCUCAUCGCUACCAUUGCUUCCUGCAUCAGUUUGGGUUCUGCCUAUCGAAUACCACCACCCACGAUCGUGGUGCAUCAGCCAUCAGGACUGAAAGUGUCCAUUCCAGAUGAGAAUGGGAUUAUUCUCUUCGCCUUUCACGGCAAAGUGAAUGAGCGCUUGGAGCAGAAUGAGGUGGGAACGCUGUAUGAUGACAUCCAGAAGGCGCAGGACGGGCGCUGGACCUAUCAGAAUAACUCUGUGGCCCUCAAGAAGGGCGACAAGCUGCAUUACUGGUUGUACGUGCAGAACGAGAAGCUGGCCUAUCGCCUCGAGGACCAAGUCUUCGAGGUGAUGGAAUUCAACACGCCAACCGUGAUUCAGAUUCCCGAACCCGUGAUCAUUCACGAGAGGCCGCAGUGUGAAUUCUCCAGAACAUACGUGAAUGGUGAUCACGUGUGCAAGAGUACUCUGGUGUUUGAGGAGAAUUUUGACACGCUCAACGGCAGUAUUUGGACACGCGAAGUCAAAUUCCCCAAAGACACUGAAGACGCUGAGUUCUGUUCGUACCAAGAUCGCCCUGAGAAUUCCUACAUUCGCGAUGGGAAGCUCUUCAUCGUGCCGUCGUUGCAAGAAGAGGUGCCAGGAUUCAACGAAUCCUUCAUUCGCAGAGGAAAGUUGGACUUUGGAAAGAGAUGCACUCCUUCCACGAUCCUCAACAACCCAAUUGAGUGCGAAAGACAAGCGGGAGUGACUCAAGUCGUCUCUCCAGUUGUCUCUGCUCAGCUCACCACGAAGAACUCCUUCAAGUUUAAGUACGGAAAGGUGGUUAUACGCGCUAAACUACCCACCGGCGACUGGCUCUUUCCUGAGAUGUUCCUCAAGAGCUCUCAGAACGUCUUCGGGGACGAUAAUCUCGUGAACGGACUCAUGCGGGUGGCGUUUAUUCACAGCAACAAGCAGUUGCAGACAGAGCAGGGCGCGGAGACGGACGGUCUGUACCUCAGAGGACAACUGGUGCUGGACCGCAGCGAGGCGAAUCGAGAGAAGUGGAUGAAGGUGGAGAUUGGCCAGCAACACUGGGGCGCUGACUUUCACGAGUACAGCCUCACGUGGACGGACGAGAUGAUCUCAAUGGCGGUGGACGGGAAGCCGUACGCGCACUUCCGCGACAAGUUCUGUGAUAAGGAUCAUCCCUGCAAUAUCGAGCACGCCAGUCUCUGGGAGUCGGGCUCGAAGCUGGCGCCCUUCGACCAGGAAGUUUACCUGGUGCUGGGCGUGGGCGUGGGUGGUCUCAGUGACUUCCCGGAGAACUGCCGCACUGGCCCCGAUCGCCAUCCGAAGCCCUGGCGCAACACCGAUCCCAGGGCGGAGAAGAACUUCUACAACGACAAGAAGAGCUGGUAUCCCACGUGGCAGGGCGAGGAGGCGGGUCUCCAGGUGGACUGGGUGAAGAUUUACUCCCUGUGAAUGUGCCAUGCCUUAUCUCUAGCGACUGUAAGUUGUCGUGCGACAAUAAAAAUGAUUAACAAAUGUA